Macrobrachium nipponense is the source of this 7429-nucleotide messenger RNA. It is a transcript of the gene ctrip, whose product is annotated as E3 ubiquitin-protein ligase TRIP12-like. The transcript has 23 exons. Lineage: Eukaryota; Metazoa; Arthropoda; Malacostraca; Decapoda; Palaemonidae. The record is from RefSeq and is a predicted model, not a curated record. Gene Ontology annotation, biological process: DNA damage response; protein polyubiquitination; proteasome-mediated ubiquitin-dependent protein catabolic process. The coding region runs from base 1 to 5379 and encodes 1792 amino acids. Gene Ontology annotation, molecular function: zinc ion binding; ubiquitin protein ligase activity. Gene Ontology annotation, cellular component: nuclear speck.
AUGGUGGACACGAGGGUUCAUCCACAUCAUCAUCUGGACCUCCCCAGGCAUCUCCUCAUGGUGCUUGUUCCACUGGUGGAGGUCAAGGCACAGCCAGCGCAGCUGGUUUGCCUUCGACCACCACCACAGCCUCCGCCACGCUCAUGCUGCUCAUCUACCUCCACCACAUCAGGACUGCUCCCUACUGCUUCACUUGCUACUCUUGGAGCCAUUGGAGGGGGAAGCAGUAGUGGUGCCAGUGGCGGUGGUUUGGCAAGCAGUAUUGGAGGCAUUAUGGGUGCGCCAACAGAUAGUGAAAGCGAGGAGGGAGAAAUGGGGCGGUUAGAGGCACUGCUGGCGUCGCGUGGACUUCCUCCUAGUCUCUUUGGGGCAUUGGGGCCACGCAUGCAGCACAUUCUACACCGUUCAGUUUCGUCCUCUAUUAGUUCCAAAGCUCAGCAGCUUUUGAUUGGGCUACAAGCUACAGGAGAUGAAAGUGAGCAACUGCAGGCAGUUAUUGAAAUGUGUCAGCUCCUUGUAAUGGGUAAUGAAGAUACGCUUGCUGGUUUCCCCAUCAAACAAGUCACUCCUGCCCUUAUCAACUUACUGAACAUGGAGCACAAUUUUGACAUGAUGAAUCAUGCCUGCCGAGCACUAACUUACAUGAUGGAAGCCUUACCUCGGUCAUCUGCAGUCGUAGUGGAUGCAGUACCUGUCUUUUUAGAGAAGUUACAGGUCAUUCAGUGUAUGGAUGUAGCUGAACAGUCUUUGACAGCUCUAGACAUGUUAUCUCGAAAACAUUCGAAGGCCAUAUUACAGGCUCAUGGAGUGUCUGCGUGCUUAAUGUAUAUAGACUUCUUUUCUACUGGAGCACAGCGGGCAGCACUUAGCAUAACCGCAAAUUGUUGUCAGAACCUCACUGCUGAUGAAUUCCAUUUUAUUGCUGAUUCCUUGACAUUGUUAUCCUCUAGGCUGACUUCACAGGGUGACAAAAAAUGCGUAGAAAGCGUGUGUUUAGCCUAUAGCAGGUUGGUUGAUUGUUUCCAGAAUGAUCCCAAUCGUUUACAAGAGAUAGCUGGUCACGGUUUAUUAUCAAACAUACAACAAUUGCUGGUCAUGUCCCCUCCUGUAUUGAGUAGUGGAACGUUCAUCAUGGUGAUUCGAAUGCUUUCACUGAUGUGUAACAACUGUCCAGAAUUGGCUGUCCAUUUGCUAAAAAACAAUAUAGCCCAUACACUUUGUUACCUCCUUACAAAUUCAACAGACCCACCAGGAGAACAAAUUGAGCUGGUUUCUCGUACCCCUCAAGAACUUUAUGAAAUCACUUGUCUGAUUGGAGAACUUAUGCCUAUGCUUCCAUCUGACGGUAUUUUUGCAAUUGACGUGGCCUUGAUAAGACCUGCAGGGUCUGCCCAAGAUAUGGUUAUGUGGCAGUGGCAAGAUGAUAGAGCUUCCUGGCAGAACUACUCUACUAGUGAUUCUAGAAUCAUUGAGCUUUCUCAUCAGUCAGGGGAAGAUGAAAUUAGCCUUUGUAUUCAGGGCCGUGCCUACACUAUUGACUUCCACUCCAUGCAGCAAAUCAACGAUAACUCGGGGACUAUGAGGUCUGUUCAAAGACGGAUGAUGCCGGUUGGGAUGUCGGGAACUCCUACAGUGGCUACACAGGCCACUGAUGCUCGUGCGAAGUGCCUGCAAGAAGAUUCAGAAUUGGCUUCCAAUCUGAUUCGUUCAUUGUUUAGCUUGCUAUAUGAGGUAUAUAGUUCAUCGGCUGGUCCUGCAGUACGGUACAAAUGUUUACGGGCAUUGUUGAGGAUGGUUCAGUUUUCCAGUCCAGAGCUAUUGCAACAAGUCCUUAAAAGCCAGAGUGUCUCUUCACACCUGGCUACUAUGUUGUCAUCACACGACCUAAAGAUCAUAGUAGGAGCAAUACAAAUGACAGAAAUCCUGAUGCAGAAGUUGCCUGAAAUAUUUGCCAUUUAUUUCCGCCGUGAGGGGGUGAUGCACCAAAUCAAACGGUUGUGUGACCCAGAUGCAACAUUAGGAACGCCAUCUGCAAAGUGGAGCAGUCCUGAACUCUCUGUUGGGCCUGGACGUGGCAGUACUCAAAGUUCUGCCAGUCCAUUACUAACUGGAAGGCCAUUUAAUGGGAAUUGUCUGGAUUCUACUCCUUCUCUUCCAGCACCACCUACACAGGAUGAUGAGAAACUUCAAAGCCCAUCACAAUUACGACUUGCAGACGUACUCAAACGAAAGCGCACGGCACGAAUACGUUCUGGUACGUGGAGAAAAAGUAGACAAGAAGAAUCCUCAUCGUCAUCAUCAUUUAGCGAGUUUUUUAUGAAAAAUGCAGGCCUAAGCGGAGGCAAGGACAGCUGGAGAGGCAUGGGUAGUCGGACCAAGAUUGUUAGUGGGAACAAUUCCACGAACUCGAGUGGAGGGGGCAGUGGCAAGGUCUCCUUUCUGGCCACCUUAAACCCUUCACGCUGGGGAAGGUGCAAUUCUACCUCAUCUACUCCCUCACAUGAGCCCCACACGGGAAAGGAUAAGUUGUUGGGAAAUAACUCCAGUAAUAGUACUAAUAGCAGUAACAAGGAAGUGGUUAGAGUGUGGGUGAGAGAGCAGGCACAGAGACUCAAUCAACAAUACUUCACAACAGACCUACAAGGGGUAACCCACCCAGCCCUAAGUGUUCUAAACAGACUUAUAGCUGCAAUUCAGCAGCUAGAGCAAGAGCCCAAUAAUGCUGUGGAGGCACUGAGGGAAAUCAGUAGAAUAGUCAUGGAGAGUGAUAUCAGCCCCUUUGAAGUCAUUCAUUCUGGGUUGGUUCGUUGCCUCCUAACCUACCUCACUGCCUCGGACAACUCAACGUUGUCCUUAACCCAUGAUGGACUGCUCUUGGCAGCUAUAGGGGGAAUAAAUAACUCCACAGAGAAUGGGAGCCUCACCUCUGUUAGUAUAAGUACACCUCGAGAAAACAGACUCAGGAAUUUCCUUCAUGUCUUCCUUGGAUGUCCUUUGAAUCCAUUAAGUUUGGGAAGUGUGGACACCAGUCACAUUGCGUUGUUUAGUGCUCUUGUGACGAAGUUGAAUGGAUGUGUUAAUCAGCUAGAACAAUUUCCAGUGAAGGUCCACGAUUUACCUGGCACUGCUCUCUCUGGUUUAGGCCGAGGGGGCUCAACAUCUGCCAUCAAGUUCUUUAAUACCCAUCAGCUGAAGUGUAAUUUACAGAGGCAUCCAGAUUGCACCAGGCUUAGACAAUGGCGGGGAGGCCCAGUUAAGGUUGACCCUCUUGCUUUGGUUCAAGCCAUUGAACGUUAUCUCGUCAUUAGGGGUUAUGGUCGACUCAGGGAUGAAGAUGACGACAACUCUGAUGAUGAUAACUCGGAUGAAGAUAUAGAUGAUACACUGGCUGCUGUCUCUGUCAACCAGAGUUCCUCAAGUCACAAGCUGCAGUUUGUCAUGGGUGACCAUGUUUUGCCAUACAACAUGACAGUUUACCAAGCGAUCAGACAAUUCUCCUCACCAUCAGAUGCAAGUGCAUCAGAAGCUGACACAGACACUGAAACACCCAUCUCUCAUUCAGCAAUCUGGCUUCAAACUCAUACCAUAUACUAUAGGCCUGUACAAGAAGAGGAGCAAACCCGCAGCUCUAGUGGAAGAAAGGGGAAGGCUGGGGGUUCAAAACCAAGUCCUAAAAAGAAAGCAGACACUUUAGUUGGAGAUGGUAGUAUUGUAGGAGGGAACAAUAGUGUUCUGGACCAGUACCUGACUGCUAACCUGCCUGCCAGUGUAACUGUGAGUGACCCUAGUUUGGAGGUUCUAGCUCUUUUGCGAGUCUUGCACGCACUGAACAGGCAUUACGGAUCUCUCUAUCCUCCGGCUGCAUACCCGUCCCCUCUGCCUAUUACAGAGUUCACAAAUUUGAAGCUAACUGCCAAAGCCAAUAGGCAGUUGCAAGAUCCACUGGUCAUUAUGACAGGAAACUUGCCACCGUGGUUGCCUCAAAUUGCCUACGUUUGUCCGUUCCUCUUCCCAUUUGAAACUCGCCAGUUGCUCUUCUAUGCAGUCUCUUUUGACCGGGAUCGAGCUUUACAACGACUAAUGGAUUCCUCGCCCGAGCUUAACUCCGUCGACAGUAGUGAACGGGUCACCCCAAGAUUAGAAAGACGUAAAAGAACAGUUUCUCGUGAUGACAUUUUGAAGCAGGCCGAGGCUGUGAUUAGUGAUUUAGCUUCUUCGCGAGCCAUGCUAGAAAUUCAGUACGAGAAUGAAGUGGGAACUGGUCUAGGUCCUACUUUAGAAUUUUAUGCUCUAGUGUCAAGAGAACUUCAAAAGGCAGACCUUGAGUUGUGGCGUGGUGAAACAGUGACUGUAGAGGAAAGAACUGAAGACAAUCCUGGGAAAUCGGUGAAAUAUGUCAAUGCCAGCAAUGGCUUAUACCCAUUGCCUGUGCCUCGAAAUAUGAAAAGUGCACAUAUGACCAAACUUAGAAACAAAUUCAGGUUUUUGGGGAAAUUCAUGGCAAAAGCUGUCAUGGAUUCAAGAAUGCUUGACCUUGGUUUGCACCCGUGUGUGUACAAAUGGCUGUUAAAUGAGGAGUGGUCAUUAGGUCUUGGAGAUGUGGCCUCUCUGGAUCCAGCUGUAGGCCAAACUUUAGACCGUUUGCACUCUACUGUCUUGCAUAAAAGACGUGUUAUUGCGCAAGCAGAACAGGAAGGAAUCUCAGGAUCUGAGCUUCAGGCUCGUUUGGAUGCUCUUACUGUGGAUGGUGUUAGUGUGGAGGAUUUGGCAUUAACGUUCACCUUGCCUGGCUAUCCUAAUAUUGAGUUCAGGAAAGGUGGUUCCGAUAUAGCAGUUACUAUAAAUAAUCUUGAUCAAUAUGUACAGUUGGUAAUAGAGUGGCUUGUCCGUGAAGGGGUUAGGAGGCAAAUGGAAGCCCUCCGUGAGGGCUUUGAAUGUGUGUUCCCUUUAACUCAGCUCCAUGUGUUCUACCCGGAAGAACUGGAACAGUUGUUCUGUGGAUCAUCAGAUUCUUCACAGUGGGACAUGAAGCAGCUUGCCGAGUGUUGUCGACCUGAUCACGGAUACACACACAAUUCAAAAGCUGUGCAAUUUUUACUGCAGAUCCUCUCAGAAUACAAUCCUGCUCAACAGAGGUCAUUCUUGCAGUUUGUCACGGGUUCUCCAAGGCUACCUGUUGGAGGUUUCAGGAGUCUUACACCAGCUCUUACAAUUGUCAGAAAAACAUGUGAAGCUGGAGAAAACCCUGAUGACUUCCUCCCAUCUGUGAUGACUUGCGUGAAUUACCUAAAGUUACCUGACUAUUCUAGUAUCGAGAUUAUGCGUGCCAAAAUGGGAAUUGCUGCCAGAGAAGGACAGCAUAGCUUCCACCUUUCCUAAAAUAAAAGGGGGAUAAAAUUAUGCUCAACCCACCAGUUUUUUGGGGCCUCACAUUGUGAUAUUUUUUUAUCUUUAUUUAUCGUUCUUUUUAUUUGGUGCAGUCCCCUAAAUAUAAAGGUGAAGUGAAAGGGUAUGGAAAAGUAAGUUUUAGACAUAAUUUGGCAAGCAUUUAUGAGCAGACAUGUGAUUUAUAUUCAUUCCUGGAGAAGCAUUCAUGUGCCUGGUAGCAUUUUCAAAAGUUCUCCAAUGUUAACGGCCCUUCUCAUCAUUGCUACUUGUUUAUUGCAGUUUAUGUUUAACCUGUGGACAAAACGCUGAACUCUGUACAUGUCAGUAUGUAUUGUCUGCUUCCGAGACAAAUAUUAAAAGUUUGAAGAAUGUUUAUGCUUCCCAAAGUGAUGAAAUUUGACAGUGUUCUUACUAUAAGUGCUUUCGUUGUAAUAGCCUUAUGAUUUUCAGACUUAAAGACUUUGGUGAAGUGACUGUGGAAAGUGAACUGUGAUAAUAAAACAAAACUUUAUAUUUUCCAUGAACAAGCAGGUUUUGCUUGAAUCAGCUGGUCUCAGUUUUAGCAAGAGAGUGAAGUUAACAAGAUUGGGCAUACUGGAGAACUAGGAGAUUGCGGGCACCACCACAUCAAGGCGUGACAAAUGAUUCGUGUGGAAGGCUUCCUUCAUCAUUCUUUUCCUUAUUUCUCAGCAUUGUGAAGUCCAUUAAUUGAUCUCGUUAGUUAUGAGUUUUCUCAUCAUUGUUUUACCUUUUCUACAGUGUGGAGGAAAUUUAGUGUUGUUAAUGGGCUUAGAAUUUGGGGGAGGACCCUUCAUUUUUUUUUAAUUGUGAACCAUCAUCCUAGUCAUUUGGAAGAAAGGAGUGGUGGAAAGUAUUGCCAUGUAUGCUUUUUCUGGAGUAAUAGGUCAAAAAAUGCAUUUUCUUUUCACGGCAUUGUAGCCUUAUGUUGCCUUUCAAAGGAAACCCCAUUUCUUGUAUUUUUUAAGUUCACUUAUCUCAAAUGAGCAUUGGUGCAGUAAAGUGUGUUCUCAUUCAUUGGAUAUUGAAAUUUUCAUUGUUUUAUAGUGUUUAACCUAGAGAAUCCUAUUGGAGAUGUUGCCAUUGGGAAAUUGAAGAUAACACUGGCUACAAUCAGGCUGCAAUAUAACAACAUAGCUUUAAAGUUAAAAUGAGAAUACCUUUUUUUUUCAUACCAUAUUUAUGAUUACUUAUGAUAAUUUUUGAUGCAAGAUUAUAUUAUUGCUGGAUUCUGCUGCAGUUUUGCAGCACAACAUGGUAACGGAAGAUUAAUAAUACAAAUCCAGGAGGUAUCGGGUAUGUGAACUGGCAAAGCUCAAGAGAUGGUUUUUGUUAUGAUUUAUUUUUUUUUUUAUUUAAUUUUUUUUUUUACUGUACCAUGAGCAGUAUUGAGCGGACAAACUUUGGUAUUCUUUUAGGCUACUCUCACUAUUGGCCUAAGCUGCCAUCACAUGGAAAAAAUGAAGUUAUUUAAUUUAUAUAUUUUCUCAAAUGUGUUUGGUAGAGCAGGUGGUGAGCUGGAUUCAAGAAUUUCUAUUUCAUUUUUCUUAUAAGUCCUCUGUAAUUUUCUCCAUGUAUAUUUCAGAUGAGAAAAUUUGAGAAAGAGUAUGUUGUUUUUCUUUUCUAUUUGUACUUCCUUUUUGCACAAAUUCUUAAAGGAAAAGAUACCUCACAGACAUCUCAACUCCAUUCUUGUUGUAGCAAACACAUUAUGAUGACGAUAAUUAUACUUUUGUUUCUUCCCAUGCGCCUGUCAUGUCCAUUUUGUAUGAGUACAUGCAGUUUAUCAGUGCCUACCUUAAAUAUCAUAUUUAUGUCUAUAUAUCAUGAAAUCACACACAAUAAAAUGACUUUUAAAAACAAAUGUGAUAAAAAACAAAACUAAAAUGUAGCUAUGACUGUAUAAGCUAAGUUUUUUGUAUGAUUGUGAACCUCAGUUUGUGUAGAAAAUUUUUGUGAUAGUAAUUUUUAGUCACUUGAUUUUUUGUGUGUCAUUGAGUAUUAAAUUCAGCACAUAAUGCAA